Messenger RNA from Biomphalaria glabrata, 12367 nucleotides. RefSeq lists its product as uncharacterized. The record is from RefSeq and is a predicted model, not a curated record. The transcript is spliced from 61 exons. Lineage: Eukaryota; Metazoa; Mollusca; Gastropoda; Planorbidae. Gene Ontology annotation, cellular component: nucleus. Gene Ontology annotation, molecular function: protein binding. Gene Ontology annotation, biological process: signal transduction; regulation of DNA-templated transcription. The coding region runs from base 185 to 9079 and encodes 2964 amino acids.
CGCUGUAAACAUUCCGGUGUUGUUCUCGUUCUUCGCUACUUUACAAAGAUCAAGAUGAGUAGUUUUUUUUGUUUGUUUUUUUUAAUGGUCACCACCUUUGUAUGAAUUCAGUCAUACGGAGUAUCUCACCGAUUUUCAAAUUUAUUUAGAGGCUUCCUAUGCUAUUCUACCAAACUCAAUCAAAAUGCCACCUAAAGGUAAAAAAGGUGGACCUGAAAAGCAAUAUGAAGAUGACUACAUGAAGAGUGGUGAUGUUAAAAAAGCUAUUUCCAAGACACCAGUACCUCCUAGUGAUCCACCUCCGCCUGUCACUUCCAAAGGAAAAGGGAGAGUUAUUAAAAAGCACAUUAAUGAAAUACAUACAGAAAAAGCCAUUAAUGUGCCCAAAAAGAAAAAUGUAUUGCAGGAUAAUGUGACACAGAAAAGGCCAGUUCAGCAACUUAAAUCCCAAAAAAAAAACUUUAUGCAAAAAACAUUUGAAGCUGCCCAAAAAACAACAGAAGCAUUAGCUACAGAAUAUGCAGAAGAUCAAGAAAGUGAGGAAGAGUCAAAACCAGACCUUGAAGAGCUAGAAGAGUCUGAAAGAAACUCUGUAGUUGAAGAACAAGAAAGAGAACAAGAAGCGUCUGACUCAGAGGAUGAGCAAGAAAAGUAUAUGCAUGAGGAAGUGAUGGAAAGAGAGCAAGAGGCAUCUGACUCAGAGGAUGAGCAAGAAAAGUAUAUGCAUGAGGAAGUGAUGCAAAGAGAGCAAGAGGCGUCUGACACAGAAGAGGAAUUCAAGGGGAAAAGUAGUCUUAUGAUAGAAAUAAAAAACUUUCCAAAGUCAAAACUGAAAAAGUUUGGAAAACGUUAUGAUCCUGUGGAUGAUAUAGAAGUAGAAAAUGAAAGUAUUAAUAAGUCACUUGAGCCAAAAACACUCAAUCAAAAGCUACUAUGCUAUGAUUUUUGGAAUAGUGACUGCUAUCCAGUGCACAAAUUAAAAUAUAUUGUAUUGCAAAUACCAGCCAGAGCCUGGGUCACCUUAAAUUUCUCAGGACUGUCUCAGUUAACUGAUAUGACCUUUGCAAUUUUAAACAAUCUCAAAACGUCAGAAGAAGUUCGGUUUAAUUCUGUCAGGGGCAUUAUAUUGGAUGGCUGCUUUUUGCUAACUAACUCAGGUCUUGAAUGGAUGGCUGAUACAUUUCCAAAUCUGUCUUUGCUUAGUUUAGUUGGCUGCAACAAGGUGACGACAGCAGGUUUAUUAGCACUGAGUAAGAAAUGUCCCAAUUUAAGUUCGAUGGACUUCAGUGGAACAAGCAUCAAUUAUCUUCCAAAACGUUGGAUCAAAGGAGAGGGUAUCAAAAUGACAGGUUGCUCGGUUAUAUUCCCAGUGACUCCAAGUGAUGUGACAAUUAGAAAGGAAGAUACAUUUAAAGAUGAUUCGAAAAACUUAUAUAAAAUUUGUAUUAUAAGAAGAGAAAAGGUACAAGCUAGUCUACUAUCAGCAAUGAAUGGCGAGAGUCAGAAAUCAUUACCAGACUUUGUGCAGUAUAGGCCAGAAAUAGCAGAUGGAGAAUUGGCUGCAUCAGUAAUAGAAAUACAUGAGACUUUGUCAUCAUUGAUGAUAACAGACCAGUCUCUGGUAGUAAUCACUUCACAGUUAGAAGACAAAACAAAACUUCAAGAAGAGGUCUCUUCAAUAAGCGCUCACAUCUUGGACAUUCUUGGAAAAAAUGCACUUGUACAUUUUCUUCUAGUUGGCUUCAGCCACAAGGCAAAUGUUUCUGUCAGUCAAAUCAAAGAAGAAGUGGAGAAAUAUUUGCACAAAGUUGGUGGUGUCAUUAAGGACAAUAAUUUCUCUCUUUUAAAUGCUGAAACUAAUUUGGCUGUCAACAUACAAUUAGAGUAUGCUGCUGCCAGAAGAUUGCAAGAAAAUAUUAGCAAAAUGACUCUUAACUGCACAGAAAUAAACUUGGAGAAAACGGAUGGACAACAAAUGAUAAAAAAUCUGUGCCAGCAUGCAAAACAUCUGUACACAUCAGAAGAUUUGACAUACAGUAAGGACAUCUAUGACUGGGCCAAAACUUUUCACUCAAACUGUCCUCAAGAGCUACAGUCUGGUAUACACUCCUUGAGUAAAGCAGCUGACCUCAUUGGCACCAGUUCUGGUUUCACUGAUAGACUUAGACCUUUUGGUGCUGUACAUUUUCUGACUAGCUUGGGCAAAAUCUGCAUGUUUACUAAUCUGCAUGGAGAUACCAUGGUUUGUAAUACUAGAUGGCUCUGUGAUUGCCUCAAUCUUCUUCUCUCUCCCAGUUCAUUAACUGUGGCUAAUAAUGGAUUGGAUCAUACCAUAUCAGAUGAUGCCUUAGUCUGGCCUAUGGAAAUCUUAGAAAAUGAAACUAAAAAGAAAAAUUUAAGUUGGGAUAAGAUUGAGCAAGUCUUGAUAGAGUUUCCUUAUCCUUGGUUCAAAACACCUUCCUCCUUGACAUCACUCUUUAGUUUACCUGAGAAUCCCACCAUGUCAACAAAAAUAUUUACAGACUUUCAAAAGAAAACUGAUGAAGGAGGCAUCCACCUUGUGUACAGUUUUGUAUUGAACCAAAUCAUUACACCUGCACUAAGUCAAGAAAUCAUCAUGAGGACAGUCAAGUUGCACAUUCCUGUCCAUGUCUGGAAAACUGGAGUGGUGGUAUAUGACAGCAUUGUUGCACUAAUGAUUGGAUAUACUGGCGUGAGCAAAGUUUUAAAUCUCUGUGCUUACAUGAUGUCAUCUGAUGAGAAGGACAGUUCCAUUCAGUUGAUUUACAACACAGCAGAAAAAUAUAAAACUGUUGUAGAGUAUGUUCUCAGGUCUGCAGGGUUCUCAUGGGAGCUGCUUCGAAAUGUUUCUGAAUCCAUUGCAACUCCUCCAGAGAAUAUAUGUGGUGUGAUACAUGGUCAUGUACUGAAAGCUUCAGAGCCAGACACAUGCAAACAGUGUGGUAUAAAUCCAGUGCAGGCAUCACUUCUGACAGCAAUGGAGCUAAGCAUAAAACCAAGUUUUCUGAGUCAGAAUUUAGUCAAAAGUGCAGACUUAAAAGGUAAAAUGGAAGGCUCUGCUAUAGAAUUUACUGGACCUAGUAACAUAAAGAUAGCAGCAGUCAUUGACCCAUUCGGUUGCCACCAGUGUUGUGUCCUCCUGAUGCAAGGCAUUGUUAAACUUUUGAAGAUUUCCAUCAUAUCAUCAAAUCUGGACCAAAUAUGUGUUGACCUUGGCCAGAUGAAGAUUUUGGUCAAGAUUAAAGAAAAUGAAGAAGUAAUAGAUGUUAGUAAUUUCUUAGAUAACACAUUGUUGCAAGGGGAGACUAUAACUUUCAAACUAAAGCAGCACAUACCUUUUGUAAUUGAAGUUUACUUAGGACCUAGAUUGCUGUCCAGUAUACCAAUGCCAUACCAUAGAUAUGAACUAAGAGUCUCCUCAUCAGCAUUUCAAGAAGAUAUUAACACAGCAAUGGUAACUGUUAAAGAAAAUAACUUUAAGUCUUCUACUAGUGCAAUUCAGAUAGGAAUGAGGCUGGAGGCUGUGGAUCACAAGAAUCCUCAUCUAAUAUGUGUUGCUAGCAUUACUGACAUAAACCAAGAGAAUGGCCAGGUACUCAUUCACUUUGAUGGUUGGAGUGAUGGCUAUGACUACUGGGCUGACGUUGAUAGUGAAUAUCUUCACCCAGUAGGUUUUAUGGCAUGCAGGGGAGAUGAUCUCUCUCAAAAAAUACAUUUAAGACCUGAACUGCAACCACCUUCAAGAUAUCAAAAAGAAUUUAAAUGGCUAACUUAUUUAAAAGAAGUUGAUGCAGAACCAGUACCCUAUGAAUGUUUUACUGAGCAACAAAUUGACAGUACACCUCCAGAUCUUAUCAAUCAAAUACAAAGUGAAAUUGGUUUCAACAGCUUUUUCAUGUCCAAAAACUCAGUGAACCAAGCUUGCCCAUACAACCCCAUGACUUCCCAAUCUUUAGAAAAUCAGUCUAAACUCCACGCAUCCAAAUUGGAAGAAAAAAUACAGGCGGGUGAGAUGGAUCAAAUUUUAGAGACUCAGAAAGAUUUUUUCUGUUUUUUGCCUGUGUCACUUUCCUUGCAAUCUUUAAGGUUUCCAGAACUAUCAAACGUGUUCUCUAACAAGGAACAGAAACUUCACUUCUUAUGUCCUGGACAAAAUCUUGAUGUUCAUUUAGUCAAUCAUCCUGGACUACAACUUGCAACUGAACAAUAUGGUCAUCUGAAAAAUUGGUCCAACUCAUUAAAGAUGUCAAUUGGUUUAAUGUUGUUACAGAAGUGUAUUUUACCAAGUGAUACAUCCUCAAUAAUAGUAGAAACUAAAAUAUUACCAAUGAACAAGAGAUCUCAACUGGAAGUGGCUUUUAAACGUCUAUUGAGACUCUAUCUCAUGCACUGCCUCUUUUUUAGAGUAACAGAGGAUCUAUCAGCUGAACAAUUAAGUUCUAUUCAGAAAAUUUUGGAGACUGCAGAAAAAUCUGAUGAGAAAGGAUUUUCCAAAAUAUUUAGCAAAGCUCAUACUCAAGGGAGUUUACUCUGCAAUGCGCAUAAGUUAGCUAGCUCUCCAUCAUCAGGAAUUUUUUCUUUCCCAUUACAUACUUUUCAGAAUGUGGGUUCCAACAUUUCAAUCAUACAUCUUGAGAACAAUCCGUUAGAAACUCUUCCAGAAGAGUUUUUUUCUAUUUUUCCAAACUUGACUCAGCUCUGGCUGGAUGGCUGCAAACUCAGUGAAUUGCCUUCAUUUAAAGAAAACAAAAGCUUAGAAGAACUUCAUAUAAAGGGAAACUGUUUGUUAAGUUUGCCAGAUAAUACAUCCCACUGCACUUCUCUGAAGAUUUUAGAUGUCUCCAACAAUCCACUUGAAAUACUGCCACAAGUCGUGUCUGCUCUUGUAUCUCUCACUGAGCUCUAUGCCGACAACAUUGGCACUGUUGACCUAGAAAUUAUUUCCCCUUUGAAACAUUUAAGAAAAUUGUCUUUAGCUUAUAACUAUAUAGAUUUCAUUCCAGAUGCCUUUUCAUUGCUUCCCCUGACAUACUUAGACAUGUCUGGCUUGCCUUUCAUAGAGAAAAGGAUGUCACUUGCUGCUCCUUUACUCAAUUCAUUUCUAGACAAGUACACAGUUUAUCAUAGACUAACAGCUAAGGAAAGAACAGAAAUGAUUGAGAAGAUUGAAAACACAAGUGAAAAACUGAGCAAUGCUGCCAAAGUGACAGAGAUGAAUAAAAUUCUUUUCCAAAAAUAUCCACGACUGGGGAAAAUGAGUGAACAGCAAGAUCUGAGUAUACCUGAUUCCAUUUUGAAAAUAACAACACUAGAAACUUUGAUAUUACCAUUCCAUGCCUUUGUGUCUGUGCCAGACAGCAUUAGUAAUAUGACUUCUCUGGAAACAUUAAUUGUUGAAAGCAAUCCAAAUCUUGAAUCUGUCAGUCCUGAAAUUGCCAAGUUGCCCAUAAAAAAGCUGCACCUCAGAGAGUGCAUACAUCUAAAAACACCCCCAAAAGAAGUUGUUCGCAGAGGAUUCUCUGCUGUGUUUGGAUACCUGAAGCGUCUUCUACAAGGCUAUGUAUCAUGUAAGAGAACCAAGCUUAUGACAGUUGGGCUAGGUGGAGCAGGGAAAACAAGCCUUGUGAGAGCUCUGACUAACAUACAACAUACUUUCAAUUUUGAUUAUGCAGAGAGAAUCACAGAUGGUAUUGACAUCACAGAAUGGCUAGUGGAUGUCAGUAACAUAGCUAUAGAGAAUGAAGUUGAGAACACUCAGCCUUUACAUUUUAGUGUGUGGGACUUUGCUGGUCAGACAGUCUACUAUAACACUCAUCAAUUUUUCUUAUCAAAUCGAGCUGUCUAUUUACUGCUAUGGAACAUAAGACUUGGAUUUGAGCAUGCUGGACUGGAUUUUUGGUUGAGUUCUAUUGCCUGCCAUGCACCAAAAGCACCAAUUUUAGUAGUUGGCACUCACUGUGAUAAAGUGAAAAAAGGGAAGCUACCUAUUGAAGAGCUCAGACGCAGAUUUCCACAGAUUGUUGGUUUUCAUUUUGUCAGCUCAUAUUCUGGAGAGGGUAUCAGUGAGCUUCAAGACAACAUCAUUAAAUCUGCUCUAGCACAGACCUAUAUGGGUGAGAAAAUUCCAGAAGCUUGGCUUACUCUGGAGAGACAGAUUGACAAAUUGCGAGAGAACAAAGCCCUUUUAAAAUUCCAUGAAGUUGAAGAUGUUGGAAAUACUGUUGGGAUAUUGGACAAUGUUGAGCUUGUUCAGGCAGUCCAAUUUCUCCAUGAUUUAGGAUCUGUACAAUUCUUCAACACUCCCUUUCUUAAGUCCCAUGUUGUUAUUGUUUCACAGUGGAUUGUGGAUGUCAUGGCUUGUAUUGUCACAGUUCAUGAAGGACCAAUUAAAGAAGGAAAAUUUUAUUAUACUGAUAUGCCAACUGUAUGGGCCAGAUAUCCAGAAGAGCUUCACCCUUGGCUGUUGAGACUAACUGAAGAAUUUGAUUUGACAUUUCCACUCUCUAAUGAAGAAGCAAACAUUGUUCCUUGCUUAUUACCAAAUGCAGAACCUCAGUAUGAUUUCGCUCCUGUUAACAAAGAUAACAAUGAAAGAGAGACAAAGAUGAUUUACAAUUUUGACUAUUUACCAGCUGGCUUGUUUAACAGAGUUCAGGUUCGUUUACACCAGUUCAGUGAUAGUUCAGUCAUGUGGAAAACUGGAUUCAUGCUCAAGAAAAAUAACCACAGAGCUCUAUUACAUCAGACAAGCAACACCCAAGUGUUAGUCAUUGCCAGAGGCUGCAGGCCUGAAAAUACUUUGUUUCUGGUCCAUGAAGUUUUUGAGUGUCUUAUCACAGACUCUUACAGUGGUGUUUCCUAUGACUUCUCCAUUCCUUGUGCUGAAUGCUUAGAGGAGAUUGAUCCUUGCAUGUUUCCUGCCUCCAAGAUUAAGAGAGCAUUUGAGCUUAAAGUCCCAUUUCUGCAGUGUGACAAAAACUUCCAUAUUAUUUCAAUCCCUGAAAUAAUGUCUACACUACCACCAGAUCCCAAUGCAGACUUUGACGAUCACUUAGGUCGAAGCAUCAGAGAGCUGCAGGAACUGGAUGAAACAGUAGCUGUCAGAGUGUUUUUUAUUUACUCGAAACGCAACAUUCCUGAUCUGGCAUUGGCGGAUAAAGUUACCAGUCCCACGCGAAUACUUGAGGACAUGCGUGCUGCUGGAUACAAUGUCUCUUACUGUGAUGAUGUAGAAAAAUCUAACAUGGAGUCCUUGACUUUGGCCAUUAAGUCUGCUCAGGUUGUUGUGGUAGGUAUAUCUGAUGAGUUUAUUGAAUCAGCCAAGUGCAGGGACCUCAUCAUCUACAUCAAACAAACGCUUCACAAAACUAUGAUACUGGCAGCCAUUGGCACAACGUUGGCUUGGCAAAAAACAGAUAUAAAUUUGAUUUUAGCUGAUGAGGUGUUUAUUAAAAUGACUCAAGUAGAAAGAUAUGACAGUAAAAUACAAGAACUAGUGGAAGCUGUGAAAUCCAGGAGACACAAGAAGAAACAGGUAACUUACCCUGAAUGUUUCAUCAGCUACUGCUGGGCUAAUUCUAAAAUGGCUGUUGACCUAGGCUCAGCUACUAAAGAGGGUGCUCUUGGAUGGGGAGAUCCUCGCAAGAUAAAGGAGUUUCUGCAGUCAAAGGGUGUCAGCUGUUGGCUUGAUAUUGAACAGAUGGGACAGGAAGGAUUUUUUGAAGAUAUAGCAGAUGGCUUAAGGAAAGCAAAAGUCAUGGUGGCUUGUGUAUCAGAUGAAUAUGCAGCAUCUAAGAACUGUAAAAUGGAAUUUCGUUUUGCUGUAUCCACUUUAAAAAUACCAUCCAUUCUGGCAGUUGUUGGAACUGGCUACAGCUGGGAGAGAAGUGAGAUUGGCUUGCUUACUGUUGGUCACAGCCAGUAUUGCCCUAAAAUAAAUUUGCAGUAUGAUAAUCCUACUGGACUUCUAGAGCUAUAUGCAGAAGUACAAAAAUAUCUUCCACAAAGCUCUACAACUACGAUAACAGAUUCUGACAGAAGUCACUCUCCACAUAAUGCUAUUGCUUUCCAGGAAGUUCUAGAACUCACUCAAAGAAAACUUCUGCGUCAAAUCUCUCUUUACUCUAGCACUAUGGAUAUGGAAAUAUAUCCUAGAAUCAUUGUUAUUGAUUUGAAAAAUAAAGAUGAAGAAACAAAAUCUGAUGUUACACAAAACAUUUCGUCUCCUGAGAGUCCAGCUGACCACACAUGCUCUCCUCCUGAGGUUGAGCCCAAAAAGGAAUCAGGAGUAGAAUUGCAAGAAACAAAUGCAUCUAUUGAUGAUGAAAGCAGAAAAAGCAAGUACUGUUUUAAAGUUUUAUGUGAGCAUGAGAUGGGCUGGCAUGAGAUGUCAACUGAGAUCAAGUUUCCAGAGAAGGAAGGCUUAGAUCUGGAGGAGUAUCUCAAAAGUGUGGCUCCAUACAUGGCUAGGAUAUUGGCUGUGUUAAAAUACUCCACAGUCAACUUGCCGAUCGUCACAACACCUCAAGGAGAACAUAUGCGUAAAAAAUUUGAAGAGUGGUCAACAAGAUCUACUUCAGAGUUUCAAUCAGAAUAUAGCAUCAUACUACAAAGUGUGAUUGAGGAAGAUGAACAGAGAACUUAUGGAGGCCUUAAAAGAUGCCAUAUGCCCAACGGGAAAAUCCUCUGGCUGUGCAGCAAACAUGAAAAGUCAUCUUUCACUCUGACGGAAGAAAAAUACAAACACCAUCUUACAGGAGACAAUGAUCGUGCCACUAAAUUCGAUGAUGAAAUGGAAGAUGAAGAGAGUGAAAGCAGACCAAACUCUGUGAUGAAGACAGAGACUGUUCCAAAACAGGAGAAUACUCAAGUCACCAAAAGUGUUGGUGAAACAAAGAGUCAGCUUGAAGUAACCCCUAAUGAAGAAAAAGAAGAAGAACAAAAAGCAGUUAAAGUUGUGUCCCCUGUUGGAGGUCAUGUGCUACCAAGGAGACCCAAACUUGUGAAGAGAAGUACAGGCAGUAAGAAAACAACUAGUCAAGCCUGUAGUUUAAUGUAACUUGAUGGACAUUUUAGAACAUGUUCUAUGUGUAGCCUGUUUUGUGUAACAUGCACAUUCAAGUGGACACUUAUAAUCAUGUUAUUCUUUUAAUGUAAUAAUAAUAACUAUAGUACUUCACUAUUCAUAACAUUGUUAUUGAAUCCACUGUGAGCUCAAAUUGUUGUUUAUGUUUGAAUAGCCUUGAAACUAUUAUUUUAAUUUAUUCUAACCUGCUACUAGCUCAUUACUUGAUAAACCUAUCUAACUUACAGUGUGGUGGUUGAGUGGUAAAGCACUUGGCUUCUGGACCAAGUGGUCUUGGGUUUGAAUUCCUUUGAAGACUGGGAUUUUGAAUUUCAUAAUUUUCAGUGAACACUGAAUCCACCCAACUCUAAUGGCUACCCCAAAUUAGUUGGGGAAUAGUAAAGGCAGUCAAUGUGCUAGCCACAUGACACCUUUGUUGGUCACAGAAUCUGAUGACCUCUACAUCAUCUGCCCAUAGAUUGUAAGAUCUGUAAGAGGUACUUUACAUUUUACUUUUUUUUUUUAUUUCUAAAAGAAUUUAGUUUUGAAUAGCUCAGUCAUUGUCUUAAAACUACAUCUAACUGAAUUAUUUUUUUAAAAUGAAACCUAUUACAAUCACAAACCCAUUAAGUGAAAUGUGUCUUUUUGUAGAAAACAAUAGUGAUUAUUAAUUUUUCUUUUGUGAUAAUUACAAUUAUUUCUGAAAUGUGAACACAGAAAUAAACACAUAUUAUUUUUUAAUGCAUUUCCUACUUAUCAUAUUGGUUCAUUUUUCUGAACAAAUGUUGAACAGUAACAUAUUGGUAUUAUUUAUCUAAUUUUUCUGAGCAAAUAUUAAACAGUAAUACUUGGCAGUACAUUUCCAUAUAACCUUCUCUUUAUUUGGCCAAUGCUUUUGAAUAAUAUAUCUUAGCCUCCUCAUACUAGUGUACAACUUGUAUGUAAUCAUUGGUUGUAAAAUGUUGCAAAGUACUUCAAACUUAUAAUGGCAUCUUUACUGCCAUCUGUUUCUUGAGUUUUUAUUUAAAUAUAUUCAACAAUGUUGUAUUCUCCUUUCUAAUAAGUAGUAAUUAGAAAGAAACAUGCUCCCUACUUGCAAGAAAUAACUUCCAUUAUAAACGUGCUAUAUUAAUGGUAGGCUGUGUCCUCAAUAGUAAAUAUGUUGUGUGCAUUGUUUUUCUGGGGCAUUUUACAUCUCAAGAGAUUAUCUUUUCCCUUUGCAACUUCUCAUGUGACUGAAAAGGUCAAUCCUUGAUAUGCAGACUAUUUCCUGCUUGUGUCAUCCAGUUUCAGGGUUUAUUUAUAGGAGUAUUAUUAAGAAUUUACUGAAUUCAGUAGUUGCUCAAUAAAUAGAAUGGUCAUAUUUUAGGAGGGUAAAUACAUUUCAUUCUUUGUGAUAUUAACAUGUUAUUAUUUUAUGUAAAAGUCAAGAAUGUUGAUCUGCCAUAUUGUUUUUUUUUUGUUUUUCUAUGCAAUCUUGGUUCACAUUUUGUUUUGUUGAAGUGUUAAAAGAACUAGUUGACAAAAUAUUUGUUUUUAAUUUACUUCUUGUGUUUUAUUUUUAUAUAUAUUUAAUUUUUUUUACAAUUUCUCUUUUGUUAGUUAACUUUUUAAAAUUUUGUUGAUUACACAUUUUACAUUGUAUUUAUAUUUAUUCUAUACUACCUGUGAUAUUUUUUUGUAAUGUUUUUGGUAUAAUUUUUUUUUACAAUUUUGUUGAUAAACAGAAUGAUAUUUUUAUUGUUGUUGGUAUUCCACUUAAUGAUUACUUAAUUAAUAAAAGCAACUGUUGGUAUCAUAUUUUGGGGUUGUUUCAAUAUAUUUGACUAAUUUUCUUCAAAUUUGUUAAUAAAACAGAAAGAUAUUUUUUAAAUUGUUGUGGGUAUUCCACUUAAUCAUUAUUAAUAAAGCUGUUAUUGCUUUGGGAUUGAGUUGUUUCAAUAUAAUUGACUAUUUUUUUAAAACUAUAAAUGUUAUUGUCAAGUAAUGUACAUGAAAAUGUCUCAGGAGAAGUGUAAACAUUAAGUUUAUUUGUACAUUGGCUUCUAGAAGAAUCAAAAUUUUAUGCAUAAAAGUUUAAACAUGUGAAGGGAGAUAAUCAGUUUCCUGUACAGGAAGGUUGUAGAAUGUUUCUAUUUCUAAAUCAAGCUUGAGAACAAAGAAAAAGGGUAUACAAGCUGAUAGUGAGGUCCAUCAAUCAAUAAGCUUCAUUUUAUAUUCUUUUGUGAAUUUAAAAAAAACAACUUUUAAUCUUAAAUUAGAAUUCAUGAAAAGAUUGAACAUACACUAUUGACACACAAUAGAGCAAAUUCCUAUGGAGGACUUCUUUUUACACCUAAAUAUGUUGCCACAAAUGGAACAGCUAUCAAUAUCAAUUCCGCAGUUCAUAAGUCGUAUUAACCAUAUAGUUUCAUUGUUUUCUUACCUUUUGUUUAAUGACAUUGAAGCACAUUGCUAUUUAUAAUUCUUAUAUAUUUUUUUUUGUAUAACACUUUUAUAUUCUUUACAUUAUAUGUUGACUGGCUGUUAAACUUAGUUUCUAUGCUACUACUAAAAAUUUGUUAGUAAGUAUCACUUUUGUUUUGUUCUGAUUGUUUAAGAUCAAUGGAAUCAUGUAGCAACUAAAUGAUUUAAAAAUAAGACAUUUGAGAUUCACCAUAUUAAAAUUAAGCAAUAAAUGUGUUACUCUGACAAUUUUUUUUCAGAAUUCUUAUUACUGAUAAUCAUCUUUAUGAUCUCUGUUUUGUAUUAUAAUGAGCACCUAAAAUAUUUAGUAGAUUAACAAAAGGUUAGAAAUUCAUUGUGUUUGACAUUUUUUUUUUAGUUUACUUUAGAUUUACAACCAUUAUUUCAUAAAAUAUAGUUGUUUACUUGAAAAACCCAGGCCAUUGCAUCUGUUUGUGAUUUACACCAUUAUUUCAUACAAUAUAGUUGUUUACUAGAAAAACCCAGGGCUUUGGAUCUAUUUGCUCCAACAAUAACAAUACCUCAUGUGUUUAUUUUUUCCUCUUGCAGUGUGAGCACAUUUAAAAAGUUGUAUUAAAGUAGAGUAUUUUAAAAUAUGGGUUGAUUUAUUUGAUGUUUUUAUGUUAUUUGUUUUAUGUUUUCUUAUGAAGGAGAUAGAAAUGUGAGAGGCUCAACAAAUGGUCUGAAGGCUAUUGUUAGGACAUGAGACUCAUAAAUACUACAUAGAAUUUUAAAGUAAUUAAACAACUAUUGAUUUGUCUUGAACUACUUGAAAGGUAUUGAACUAAAACAAAUAAAACGCCAAUGUUCACAAUA